Salpingoeca rosetta is the source of this 1062-nucleotide messenger RNA. Its product is annotated as TATA-box-binding protein. Bases 89 to 904 code for a protein of 271 amino acids. The record is from RefSeq and is a predicted model, not a curated record. Gene Ontology annotation, molecular function: RNA polymerase II general transcription initiation factor activity; DNA binding. Gene Ontology annotation, biological process: DNA-templated transcription initiation. The transcript has 7 exons. Lineage: Eukaryota; Choanoflagellata; Craspedida; Salpingoecidae.
GACACAUUACACAGCGAAGGAAGCAAACGCAGAAGCAGGCAACAACGCACCACAUCACGUCACCACCACCACGCCACUGAACGUCAGUAUGGAUACGACGGAGGAUAUCUCGCACGCAAGCGCAGCCACGAGCACCCACGCGGCAGCAUCAAGCAGUGGCUUAAGUGCAGCUCAGCAGGCAGCCACCCUCGCUCAACUGGGGCUGCCUGAGAUAGUGAACGUCGUUGCAACCGUCAACUUGGGCUUGACCUUAGAUCUCAAGUACAUUGCCAUGCACGCCAGAAACGCACAGUACACACCAAACCGGUUCUCUGCCAUGGUCAUGAGAAUUCGGGAUGAGGAGAAGCAGAACACAUCACACAUUGCCUCGCGCAGAAGAACAGGGCGGCCUAUGAAAGCGACCGCGCUUGUCUUCGCCACGGGCAAGCUCAUCUGCACCGGCACCAAGGGUCCAGAGGAAGCGCGGGCAGCAGCAAAGAAGUUUGCCAAGAUCAUCAGGAAGAUCCUCCAUCUGGAGAGAGCAGAGAAGGCGGCCGCACGGGAAGCAGCCACGGCGAUGCUCACGGAACACGGUGGGCAACGAGAUCACGACGACGAAGAGGAGGAGGGCGAGCAAGAGGAAGCAGCCCGCGUGAGGUUUGAUGGCUUCAAGGUUCAGAACAUGGUGGCCAAGUGCGACUGUCGGUUUCCCAUUCGCCUCGAAGCCCUCCAGGCACACUACCCCGUCUUCUCCACCUAUGAGCCUGAGCUGUUUCCGGGACUCGUGUUUCGCAUGGCCGAGCCACGCUGCGUCGUCCUCUGCUUUGUCAGUGGCAAGCUUGUGAUUACAGGGGCCAAGUCACGAGAACAGAUCCAGGAAGCCUUUGACAACAUAUGUGACAUGCUCAAGCCGUUCCGCAAGUAGGCAGCAACGCAGACAUGGAGUGUGCGCAUGAACAAAGCCAAGCGGGUGCUCAAAGCCCUCAUCAUGUCAAACAAGGCAGACUUCUCUCUUCCCUUCUUCCUUCCUCCCUUGCUUGCUUGCUGCACAUACCUGUCCUUUGUAAACGAAGCCAAACCGAA